ACAUUCUGCUUAUUAUAUUGCAAUCGAUCAAUUUUGAUUAAUUUGACUCUAGUUGAGAAAAAAUUUCUAGUUUAAUUUACUUCUCUUUACUUGUAAUACCUCAUUUAUCCAUCCUUCUCUCCAUAGAGUGAUAAGAGUAGAGUUAAGAACAGCGAAAGGCUUCUUACUCCUUUUUCCGAUUCUCAUUUUCAAUCGUGAAAUGCUUUACGCUUCUCAGCUGCUGCCACAGAGCAACACUUAACAUGUCGGACGCUCUCUGCACUCGGCUGCAGCAACAACUGGUUCUCUCCGGUACCGGACCCAGCUCCGAGUCUCUUGAUUUCGACGCCGUCAUCGUCGAGAUCCUCUCAUGGCUGCCUGCCAAAUCUCUGCUCCGAUUCCGGUGCGUAUGCAAAGCAUGGCGGGCCUUGAUCUCCGAUCCUUAUUUCAUCAGAAAACACCUCAGCCGCAUCAACACCAAAAUCAAUAGCAGCUACUCUCUCCUUUUUAUGGAUAAGGAGAACUCCAGUUCCCGAUCCAUAGACUGUGAAGCAUUAUUCAAGUGUUCAAGCCAUGUUGAUGGUCCCGUUCCGAGCAGAGAGCUUGAUUUUCCGGUAAGUACUGUUCAUGGACUCUUAAUUGUCACAUAUGUUGGUAGGCAAGUAGUUGUUACUAUGGAAGUACAACAGCAAAGAAGCACAUUGAAGCUAAAGGUGAAACAAACUAAGCGAGAGCAUGCAGGAGCUCCAUCCUACAACAAUACAAGAAGUAAAGAGGAAGACGGGCAUGCAACCCAGUGCUCUGUAAGGUUACAAAAGCUGUGCAAUCCGCAGCUUGGUUAGCCUUUCUGGAGGAAGGGUGUGGGCAACUGCAAUUCCCAUUUCAAGUGCCAACUCUUUAGCCAUCAGGGGAAUGCCGCCUCAUGCAGAGGUAUUCGUCUUUCAGAAGACCACAUUGAAGUGUGUCCUGGUCUCAAGUAGCAUCAGUAAUGACCUUGAAGGAAGCUGUAGGUGGUGGAAUCGUAAGCUUUCUCGUUUUAAUUUCCGACGUUGUUGAUAUUGCAUAUUGUAUAAAGGAUUCGGGAUGCACAUUCUAAAUUUCCCAAAGAAUAAAGCCAACUGCAACGAAUAGCUCAUCACUUCUCGGUGCUGUUGCACAUUCUCU
Rosa chinensis is the source of this 1143-nucleotide messenger RNA. Its product is annotated as F-box protein At2g23160. The record is from RefSeq and is a predicted model, not a curated record. Bases 243 to 821 code for a protein of 192 amino acids. The transcript is spliced from 2 exons. Gene Ontology annotation, molecular function: ubiquitin-protein transferase activity; protein binding. Gene Ontology annotation, biological process: SCF-dependent proteasomal ubiquitin-dependent protein catabolic process. Lineage: Eukaryota; Viridiplantae; Streptophyta; Magnoliopsida; Rosales; Rosaceae.